AUGUCCACAAAUGUACCGGAAAUAUCAAUAACUGCUGAGUCACACCAUGAAGAAAGCUGCGAACGCCACCAUACCUCGUCAUCGUCCGAUUCUGAGGAUAAUUCUGAUUCAUAUAGUAAUGACAUGGACUAUAAUCAAAAUUAUGGCGGUGGUCUGACCGAUGUUGAAGAUUUUGAUAGUUAUGCAGAUGUGGAGAGACCUCGUUCUAGAAGGUCAUCGAAGAAUAGCCUGGCAGUUGCAAAAGACUCAGCUACCACUCAGGGCGAUGUGACAGAUGUUGAAGAUUAUAAUGAUAGCGAGGCAGAUGAAGAGGAUGAUAGAAGUGUAGUUUAUCCAGAGUUGAAGUUGUCAUUGCGGGAGUUUCUGCAACAUGACGUAGCAACAGAACUUUUAUCGACUAGUAACGGAUUGAAGGAGAUGGUGGAACAUAAAUCCGGCGACUUUUUGCAAGCCCAAAAUCUAAAUACACUUAACGAUUAUUUAACCGAUUGUGAGGACUACAAUACAGACUCAGAAAUGGAAAACAAUUACGAGAAGUCAGUAUGUGUUGAUUUGAAUGAGACCUUUGUGGAACAAGGUCGGGUUAAUAUAGCAGAUACAACCGUAAACACAAAAGAUAAUGAGGACUACGACUAUGACUAUGACGAAAUUUCUGGUGUAAGUGAUAUGGCAUCGGCUGUAUCCGAUAUUGCGGGAAAGGAACAACAUGAUAUUUCGGAAGAUGAAGUUCUAGAGUUAUCUGGUGAUGAGGAAAUUUGCCAAAUUUCAUGUUCAGAUUCCGAGUCUAUAUCAAAUCAAGGAAAUCUUUCAGAAGAAGACUUGCUUAGUAGUGUUAGUGUUGCACCACCAUUAGAUGUGGCAUUCAUACACACCACAAAUAGGCCCCAGCUAAGAAAUGAUCCACUUGUACAGGGUGCCUCAGCGAAGGGUGACUUCUGUAGGAAAAUGUUUCUAGAUGUAAAAGAAAACAGGAAGGAAGAUGUUCUAACCGAUAUUGAACGCUUUGAUGAUUCGGUCGCAGAAGGCGAUGAUGAUGAUGAUAGUUUUGAUGGUGAUGACGAUAACCAACAACCCAUACCGCAAGCUGUUAUUAUGGCCGCAGGUGAUGAUGGUGGAUGUAUCACAGACUGCGAAGACUUACUUUGUGAUGACAUGUCCGAAACAGCACCCUCAAAUCAUGCGCCAGCACUUUCUGUUGACCUUAAUUACAUACCACUACCACAAAGAGAGGUAAUAAUGCUUCAAGAGAACAAAUACGGAGACACCAUUACCAACGUUAUGCCAAUGGAUAAAACAUACCAAUUCGGCAUGUACACAACUCUAAAAGAUGAGUGUGUUACUGACACUGAGGAAUUUUCAUGUACUGAUGAUUUGGACUUUCAAGUUACUGAAGCCGACAUGCGUUCACCAUCUCCUUCGCCAAGUAAUGUCCUGGUUGAAUCCGAUGUCACUGUAGCAAACGAAGUGUUAAAAACCCAGCAAAGCAAACGAUUAGAAAUUAUUUCCAAUGCCGAGUCGGUCACCGACGUUGAAGAAAUUUAUGUAGCGGGAACAAACAGCCGUAGAAAAAAAUUGAAACGCACCCAAUCCAAGGGCAAAUCCAAAUAUUUAGAAACUCCAAAAACAACUACUCAAGAAAACGGUGGCGGUACUGAUAUCGAAGAUAUGGAUCUUAGUGAAAGUGGACUGCCCGGCAACUUUAAGUGUGUUAAGAAACCUGAACCAAACCGUCAAUCAUAUCAAUCUCAUUCUGACAAGGUUACCGACGUAGAGGACAUAACUGCCGAUGACGUGUCAUCCGUGUCGGAAUCUGAACUGCCUCCAAUAGAUAUAAACACUUCCAACUUCAAAGACUACGAAGCAAGUAGCAAAAAUAUUGUGGUCACAUUGGAGACUUGUGUUUCCAAAAACCAUAAGAAAUCAAACAAUACCCAACAUUUACGGGACAGUUGUCUUACCACACACCACAAUCAGCAGCAGCAACAGCAGCAGCAAACAGAUGUCGAAGACGUUCAAUUCCCAUCAGAUGCAGAGGAAUGCAUGACCAACAGCGUACCAACAGUUGACAGUUGUGUAUGCCGCGAACUAAGCGAAAUGCUUAACGAGAGCUGUACAACCGUUCACGAAAAAUGUAUCAAUAGUUUCAAUAUCGAUGCCGAGAAACUACACAUUAAGGGUAUGCCACGCGAAUCUCACACUGACAUUGAAUAUGUAGAGUCAGAUGAAUCGGCCGCUAGAGGCAGCAAAUAA
Molecule: messenger RNA, 2250 nt
Organism: Calliphora vicina (urban bluebottle blowfly)
Lineage: Eukaryota; Metazoa; Arthropoda; Insecta; Diptera; Calliphoridae
Exons: 1
Coding region: 1-2250 (749 amino acids)
Source: RefSeq, a predicted model, not a curated record